Odontomachus brunneus is the source of this 1937-nucleotide messenger RNA. RefSeq names its product prothoracicotropic hormone-like. Gene Ontology annotation, molecular function: prothoracicotrophic hormone activity. NCBI's taxonomy places the organism in Eukaryota, Metazoa, Arthropoda, Insecta, Hymenoptera, Formicidae. The record is from RefSeq and is a predicted model, not a curated record. The transcript is spliced from 4 exons. The coding region runs from base 521 to 1222 and encodes 233 amino acids.
AACAAAUUUUUUCUAUUCUGGCAACGAAACUACUUUUGCUCUGAUAACGAAUAAUUUGUAAAAUUAGUUACGUCACCUGAAUUUCUUGAUGUCAUUAUAGCUACGAGUAGCAACGACGAUUUUGCUAAAAGAGCAAAAUUAUUUUUUUCCGUAUGUAAAACAACGGACGGGACAGGUGUGUCGAGAUUGGACUUCUAUGACCGUCGUCGUGCAUUCGUGGUUGCAGCCGAGAGCCGUAUUGUCGACGUCGUGGACGCAUCGGCAAUGUUUCCGACGAAAUCGACGGACACCCUUAUAUGCCGCGGCAUUGGCCGUAACGCGAAGUAGGGGCGAAGGCCCGUCUCGAGGGAAAGUACUCUUAUUUAAUGGACAUGAAUAAAGAGCGAGGCUGGAAGAGAGAAAGAGAGAGAGCAGGAGAAAGCAGAGCAAACUGCGUGACACACGGCGAACAAAAGCUGCUGAGAUCCACCCUACUUCGGUAGAUAUCGAGUGGCGUUAAUGGCAUCUUCGCGACGGUGUAAUGGGAUCUUACCUAUCAGCUGUGGGCCCCCGCUAUUAUUUUCAUAAUUUCGUAUAUAAAGAGCGAAUAUCAGAGAUGAGAGUGACCAGUGUGACGGCGGUGGUUCGUGCGAGACGAUCGUCUUCCCCGGGAAGGAUGAAGCUCCUUAUACUCUGCGUGCUGGUGCACGGUCUGGUGGCGGAGGAGCCCGGGCAGGUGCUGUCGAUCGGUCGUUGGAAGGAGCAAGACGUCGCGCCGGACUUCCUGCUCGGCGACGAGCACGACGAGAUCCCCGGGGGCAACCGGAAUUCCGUGUACGGGGAGAAGCGCAGCUACCGUUCCGAGGGACUCACCGAGCAGGUUAAACGGAUCGCCGGCGCGGAGGACGUCGGCCUGCAGCCGCGUCUCGUAACGAGAUCUCUGUGCACCUGCGAGACGCAGUACGAGGUCAGGGAUCUCGGCGAGGGACAUUAUCCGAGAUACUUAACUGCGUCGCGCUGCAAGCCGAAAGCCUGCCAGAGCAAGUUCAAUUCCUGUCGACUGCUGCACUACAUGGUUCACAUAUUGAGCCAGCGCGAUCUGAGCGGAUUAAACGACGACCACUACUCGGACGAGAACGGACUGCCGGAAACGCCACUUCCGGAGGCCCUCCGCCACAAGUGGCGGCUGAAGCCGAUGUCGAUCGCCGUUGCGUGUGUGCCGGCGACAGAUAGAAGAAAUUAAUGUACGCACGGCCACCUCGUACGUGUCCAGGAGACCGAUCGAAGAGGAGGUGGAGGAGGAGGGGAAGGAUGAGGAGGAGAAGGACGAGGAGGAGGAUAUUGGAUCUAGCGGCCUCCUGCAUAUCGAUCGCGCUCCAGGACGUUGGGUGACCGACGACAGCUGACGAACAACGAACGGAACGCGCGAGUCUCUGCUUUAAUCGAAAUGCUUGCACGCCGCAGAACGUGCAAAAUGAACGUGUAAAGAUGUGUAAAUGAAUAAUUACACUGUGUACAUCACAUACUGCGUGUGGUCUUCGCACUCUGAUUGACCCGUCACAGCGAUCCCGCUUGCGAAAGCGCAGAAACGGUUCGCGAAUUCACGCGGUCGUAUAGUCAGAAGAAUAUAACCUCAUCCUGGGUGGGAUUCUCUUUGUGCGCGAUCCCAAGAAGAAUUCCUCUUUAAAACUAAAAGAUUCCAAGCGCAAUAUUAACAAUAUUACUUUGUAUUAGAAGAGGAAUGUUUCUACGGUGAAAGUUUGUCGCUUAGGCCAAGUUCCACAACAUCAGUUUAAUUUUCACUACUAGUUAAGUACCAAUAGUGGUUGGUUAAUUCUGAUUAACUCUUCUUAAUGUCAAAUGAGAUUGGUCAAGUUCAAUAGAAUAACCAGCCAGUUAAGGGGAUGCUGAAGCUAAAAACUUUAUCGACAGAACGCUGAUAUUUUUCUGCAAAAUUU